UAAAUGACAUUCUUUGGAUUCAGCUUCUCCGCAGGUGAUUUCUAUGCUGGGAAAUUCCUACCAAACUGGUGGCCCACUAUCGCAAAGUCAUGUCCAAGCUGUCAAUAAUCUUAAUUCUAUGGGAAUGUUGAAUGAUGUAAAUUCCAAUGAUGGUUCUCCCUUUGAUAUAAAUGAUUUCCCUCAGCUGACCAGCCGCCCCAGUUCUGCUGGAGGUCCUCAAGGACAAUUGGGUUCGCUUCGUAAACAAGGUCUUGGUGUUAGUCCUAUUGUUCAGCAAAAUCAAGAGUUCAGCAUCCAAAAUGAAGAUUUUCCAGCUUUACCAGGAUUUAAAGGUGGCAAUGCUGAUUAUGCAAUGGACUUGCAUCAGAAAGAACAACUUCAUGACAAUACCGUGUCCAUGAUGCAGUCUCAGCACUUCUCUAUGGGGAGGUCUGCUGGAUUCAACUUGGGAGGAUCAUAUUCAUUGCAUCGUCCACAGCAGCAACAGCAACAGCAACAUGCACCAUCAGUCAGUAGCAGUGGCAUCUCCUUUUCAGCUGUAAACAACCAGGAUCUUCUCCAUCUGCAUGGCUCAGAUAUGUUCCAAUCGUCCCAUUCAAACUAUCACUCGCAGACCAGUGGACCGCCUGGCAUAGGAUUAAGACCUCUGAACUCUCCGAAUACAGUUUCUGGUAUGGGGUCUUAUGACCAGCUUAUCCAACAGUAUCAGCAGCACCAGAGUCAGUCCCAGUUUCGCCUGCAGCAAAUGUCUGGUGUAAAUCAAUCAUACAGGGAUCAGGGUGUGAAGUCCAUGCAAGCUCCACAAGCUGCGCCCGAUCCAUUUGGUUUGCUUGGUUUAUUGAGUGUAAUAAGGAUGAGUGAUCCUGAUCUGACAUCGCUUGCACUUGGAAUUGAUCUGACAACGCUUGGGUUGAACUUGAACUCGACUGAAAAUCUUCACAAGACAUUUGGAUCCCCAUGGUCAGAUGAGCCUGCUAAGGGUGAUCCAGAGUUCAGUGUGCCUCAAUGCUAUUAUGCUAAACAACCACCUAUUUUAAAUCAAUCGUAUUUUAUGAAGUUCCCAAUGGACACAUUGUUUUACAUCUUUUACAGCAUGCCAAAAGACGAAGCCCAGUUAUGUGCUGCAUAUGAACUAUACAACAGAGGUUGGUUUUAUCACAGAGAGCUUCGUCUCUGGUUUACGAGGGUUUCCAAUGUGGAACCACUUGUUAAGACAAACACAUAUGAGAGAGGGUCUUAUAUCUGUUUCGAUCCAAACGCAUGGGAAACAAUCCGCAAGGAUAAUUUUGUCGUUCACUAUGACAUGUUGGAAAAAAGACCAGCUCUACCCCAACAUUAACUCAUAUUUUCCAGUUUACAGUGUAAAGUUUCAGUUUAGUUUCAAUGUUAGAAUCUGAGAGUCAGUUUCCCAUUUUAGUGUUCCUCCAAUUGGCCAUUGUAAGUAAAUUGUUGCAUAAAUCUUGUUUUAGUUAAGUCAUUUAGUCCCUUUUUUACAUGAUGCUAAAUAUAACAUUAGAAAAGAAAAAAAAAUGAACUGGUUUUUAUACCUGUUUUAAUGAAUAGUUCGGUUUUGAUAAUCAAAAGAGAUACUAAUCAUCAGUGGUUAAUCACUCGAUUCAA
Camellia sinensis is the source of this 1620-nucleotide messenger RNA. The record is from RefSeq and is a predicted model, not a curated record. Lineage: Eukaryota; Viridiplantae; Streptophyta; Magnoliopsida; Ericales; Theaceae.